CUCCCCACCAUCUGCCUCUCAGUACUUUGUGCAGAUCCUGAACUGAACCCCUUCCUACGAUGGGAGACUCUUUCAUUAUAGCUAUAGACUUCGGCACUGCAUACAGCGGAUAUGCAUUCAGUAUAACAUCCAGGGGGGAAAAAACGGAUCCAUAUUUGAAGAUCUGGGGGGAAGAGGUCGGACUGGCAACCCCAAAGACUCCUACCUGCAUCCUGUUUGAUGAAAACCAAGACUUUAUCAGCUUUGGUUACGAGGCUAGAGAAGAUUAUCUUUCAAUAAAAGGACAAGAAGCCAGAGACAAGUUAUUCUUCGACUGCUUCAAGAUGGCCCUCUAUGGGAAAAAAAUCAACAGAGACCUGAAGAUUGAAGCAGCCAACGGACGGUCAAUGAAGGCGCUGCGGGUUUUUGCAGAAGCUCUGAGAUUCCUGAAAGUCAACGCUCUGACAACGGUCAACUCAAACGCCAAAGGUAAAAUGUUUAUCCCUUCUGACUUCAACUGGGUGCUCACUGUUCCUGCCAUCUGGGAUCCUUCAGCUAAACAGUUCAUGAGAGAAGCUGCAAUGCAGGCAGGUAUUGUGAAAGAGGGAAAUGAAGAUAAACUGCUGAUUGCUUUGGAGCCUGAAGCAGCUUCAGUCUGGUGUAAGAAGCUUCCAGCUGACGGCUUCAUCACACAGAACAUCAGCAGGAGAUCACUGGACCAGUCUCCAGGAACUCAGUACAUUGUUGUCGACUGUGGAGGUGGAACCAUUGACAUCACCGUUCAUGAAGUCCUGGAAGGAGGAACCCUGAAGGAGCUGCACAAGGCCUCUGGGAACGAUCUGGGAGGACAAACUGUGGACAGGAAGUUUAGGGAGUUCCUAAGACAAAUAUUCUGUGAUGGAGUCUGGGAUAAAUACGAACUAACCUAUCCUGUCGAGGUUCAGAAAAUAAUGUAUGACUUUACCCUUUUCAAAAAAGGGGACAAGGAUAUGGAAAUCACCUGCUCACUAAACCUCGGUAUAUUGGCUGCAGCUAACAAAAGCAUUGAGAAGUUCCUGGAAGGAGUGGAAGGUGCUACCUGGGAUGAAGGAUCCAUCAGAAUCUCCAAACAGAAGCUGAGGUCUUUCUUUGCAGAGAGUUUGCAGGGGAUCACUCAGAGUCUGGAGCGUAUUUUACAGGGCGAUUACAGAAUAAAAUACAUUCUGUUAGUCGGAGGCUACGCCGACAGCCAGAUUCUGCAGAGGCAUAUUACUGAAGAGUUCAUCGAUCAAUGCGACGUUCUGUGUCCAUUUAGGCCGCAGGAAGCCAUCCUGAAAGGAGCCGUUGAGUUCGGGAGAAAACCAUCAGUGGUGGCAUCCAGAAAAUGUGCCUUUACUUACGGUAUUGCUGUCGCUAAUAGGUUUGAUGUUUCAAAGCACAGGGCAGAAAAGAAGUACACAAACACAGAUGGUGAAUGGUGUAGCGAUAUUUUCAUGAAACUGGCAGAAAUCAAUGAGGAUAUUGGUUGGAACCAAGUCAAAAAAUUUAGCUUGAGUCCAACUGCCUCUGAUCAAACUGAGAUGAAAUAUACUUUUUAUAGAAGGAAAAUUAAAAGUCCAAAGUACGUGGAUGAGGAGGGAAUAGAGAGAAUAGGCAGUUUUGUUCUUGACUCACCAAACACUGCAGGUGCCCUGAACCGUGAAGCCAUAAUGAACGUACAGUUUGGCUCCACAGAAAUGAAAGCAACUGCAACCGACAUCGAUUCUGGUUCAACUAAAUCAAUCAAGCUUGAAUUUAUGAGGGGAUGAAAACCUGCAGACGCCAUGAAGAUUUCAUGGUCUCUUACUUCUGCCGCUUUUCUCCUUUCUCUGCUUUUUCUCAUAGUAGCUUCAUCUGGUCUGUUCCUGUUUGGCUGUGACUCCAUCCUGGAGAGAAAUAUCAGCUGUGCUGCUGCCAUCAACACCUUUGUUUCUAGAUGUUGGAGC
Molecule: messenger RNA, 1943 nt
Organism: Cyprinodon tularosa
Lineage: Eukaryota; Metazoa; Chordata; Actinopteri; Cyprinodontiformes; Cyprinodontidae
Product: heat shock 70 kDa protein 12A-like
Exons: 4
Coding region: 60-1766 (568 amino acids)
Molecular function (GO): ATP binding; ATP-dependent protein folding chaperone
Source: RefSeq, a predicted model, not a curated record